AUGGGACAGUAUGUAAAGGAGGCCCUAGAACAGGGAUAUAUCCGUCCCUCUACGUCUCCGGCAUCCGCCAGCGUUUUCUUCAUAAAGAAGAAAGAUGGGGGUCUAGGACCUUGUGUAGACUAUUGGGGCCUCAAUAAGCUGCUUAUACAGUACCAUUAUUCCCUUCCCCUCGUUCCUUCCACACUGGAACAACUAUGGGGAGCGAGGUACUUUACCAAACUCGAUUUACGCAGUGCGUACAAUCUCAGAAGGAGUAAAGAGGGAGACGAGUGGAAGAUGGCAUUUAGUACCUCUUCAGGACAUUAUGAAUACCUAGUCCUACCCUAUGGUAUGGCCACAGCCCCCUCUGUGUUCCAAGCAUACAUUAACGAGGUCCUAAGGGAGUUCCUGGGUAGAUCCAUUGUCACUUACAUCGAUGACAUCCUGAUUUAUUCCACCUCCUGGGACCAACACGUAAGUGAUGUGCGUACCGUUCUCCAGAUACUGUUGAGGAAUUUCCUGUAUUGCAAAGCAGAAAAAUGUGAAUUCCACAAGAUGAACUUCCUGGGCUACAUUAUACAAGAGGGUAGCCUGCGUAUGCAACCAGGGUCAGAACAAACAACUGAACUGGAAUCCCAAGGCGGAGAGGUCCUCCGAGGGCUAAAAGAUGCUUUCUCUUCCGCACCGGUGCUAAGACAACCCAAUCCAAGAAAACCUUUCGGGGUGGAGGUAGAUGCGUCAAAUGUAGGUGUGGCAGCUGUGCUGUUGCAACAACAGGACAAAGGAGUUACCUAUAGACCAGGGGAGAGGAACAAGAGAGCAGACGCGCUCUCGCGCCUGUACAAUGCUAAGGUGCAAGCGACUUGUUUAGAGCCUGUUUUUCCCCCCUCUUGCUUCCUGGCAUCGCUAAGUUGGGUGAUCGACAAGCGGAUUGAAGUGGCUAACCCAUGUCCACAAUGUCCAUCCAAUCGGCUAUACGUGCCACCUGGACUAUGUAACGCCCUCAUUGUCCCUGUACAAGGACAUGAUGAGGUUCAUGGCUUCGUGCGCAGAUUGCGCACGCAGCAAGAGACCACAUACUCCUCCCACAGACAGUUUGGUCUGCCUGAGGACAUCAUUUCUGACAGGGGACCAAAGUUUACAUCAUGGGUAUGGAAGGAAUUAUUGGGAAAGCUGAAUAUAAUGGUCAGCCUGACAUCUGGCUAUCAUCCACAAGACAACGGUCAAGUGGAGAGGGCUAACCAUGAAUUGGCCAUGAAGGAUGGCAGGGCAGGCUCUACCGGAAAGCUGGCCACGAAGUACGAGGGUCCCUAUGCCAUCACGGGGAACGUUAACGACGUCACGUACAAGGUUGAUAUUCCGGGAAGCAGUCAGGUGUCCCGUGCGUUUCAUGUGUCAGUCCUGAAGCCUGUGGUGGUGGGUCCCCUUGCAGAGGGAAGCAAUUGCUCAGGGCUCCUGCCGCCACCUCUGGAGGUUGGGGGGGGCCCAGCGUACAAGGUAAGGACCCUGCUCAACUCGUGUAGGAGAGGCAGGCAGUUGCAAUACCUCAUGGACUGGGAGGGGUGUGGUCCAGAGAAACGUUGCUGGAUACCAGCUUCCCAGGGGUUAGACCCUGACCUCGCCGCAUCCUUCCACCGGGAGUACCUGCAGAGACCGGCUCUGCGAUGGCCGGGUCGGUUGUGCACUGGGGGCCUGGUGGGGUCUUUGGGGGGGGCUCUGUCAUGGCUGUGGACUGAUCCUUGGCUACCGGGUUUUUCUAUGAAUGGAGAUUUUAUAAUCGGAGGAAUUUUCCUCAUUCAUUCCUAUGCAAAAUCAGGAGAGAACACCUACACCAGGCUACCACCACAGCUACAGUGCUCUGAGAGCAUGGAUUUCAGGCAGCUACGCCUCGCCCGUGCCUUCGAGUUCACCAUCCACGAGAUCAACAACAGAACCGAUCUCCUGCCAGGCAUCACAUUAGGCUAUCAGAUAUAUGACUCGUGCUCUGAUGUGCAGAUAGCAAGCAAAAUUGCUUUACAAUGUGUAAACGGCUUGGACCUCGUUUUCAACAACACAAGAUCUUGUUCAAAAUCUGCAGCUGCUACUGUACCUGCUGUUGUAGGAGAGCCUACUUCUUCUUCGUCAAUUAGCAUGGCCAGAAUGCUCGGUCUUUUUGGAAUUCCACAGGUGAGUCAGUCUGCAACCUGCGCGUGUCUGAGCGAUAAGAGUCAGUUUCCAACGUUCUUUAGGACUGAACCUAGUGACCAACAUCAAGCGGCCGCACUGGCAAAAAUGGUGAAGUAUUUUGGCUGGACAUGGAUUGGGGCAGUGCGCAGCGACACGGACUAUGGAAACUACGGAAUGGCAACGUUUAUAAAGGCUGCGCAGGAGGAGGGGAUCUGUGUGGAGUACUCCGAGGCCUAUUACAGAACACAAUCACGCAGUAGACUGGAGAGACUAGCAAAUGUCAUCCGCAGAUCAACAGCCCGGGUAAUAGUAGCGUUUGUUCAUGAAGGAGACAUGAACUUUAUAUUUGAGGAACUGGUACAGCAACCUCUACCUCCGAUUCAGUGGAUAGGCAGUGAGGCUUGGAUCACACAUCCAGACUUUCUACGUUUUAACAUUUGUGCUGGCGCUUUAGGUUUUGGGGUUCCCCGGUCAGUUAUUCCAGGUUUUCGUGAGUUUCUUUUAGACCUUUCUCAAGAACAAGCUUCCAAAUUGCCUUUGUUAAGGGAAUUCUGGGAGCGCUCGUUUGGUUGUAGCCUAAAAGGACGGACAGGUGUGCGGGAAUGUGAUGGCAGUGAGGACAUCCGCGCGCUACAGAACCCGUACACAGACACGUCUCAGCUGCGUACCACUAACUUGGUGUAUAAAGCCACAUAUGCCAUAGCGCAUGCAAUACACGGAGUUAUCUGUAAUGAAAUGCAAUGCGACAAGACCAUUAACUUCACACCGUGGCAGAUAUACAGCCAGCUCAAGAGAGUGAACUUCACGACAAAGAAUGGUUAUCAGGUGAACUUUGAUUCUAAUGGGGAUCCUGAAGCUGUCUAUGAGCUUUUAAACUUGCAGUUUAAGAAAGAUGGCACUUUAGAGCUUGUGCCAGUGGGCUACUAUGACUCAUCUAAACCAAAAGGACAGGAGUUCAAAGUCAUCAGUGCUGUCAGCUGGUUUGGAGGACAGACAGAGGUGCCAGUGUCUGUGUGCAGUGAGAGCUGCCCUCCAGGCACCAGGAAGGCUGUGCAGAAGGGAAGGCCUGUCUGCUGCUAUGACUGUAUACCAUGUGCAGAGGGAGAGAUCAGUAACAAGACAGACUCUUUGGAUUGUAUACACUGUCCUCCUGAUUUCUGGCCAAACACCAAACAAGACAGCUGCUUCCCCAAGCCUGUUGAGUUCCUGUCCUGGGAUGAUACUCUCGCCAUCAUCCUGACAGUGUUCUCCAUCACUGGGGCCUUCAUGGCUGUGUGUGUUACUACUGUCUUCUACAAACACAGGGCAUCUCCCAUCGUCCGAGCCAACAACUCAGAGCUGAGCUUCCUGCUGCUCUUCUCUCUGACUCUGUGUUUCCUCUGUUCACUUACCUUCAUUGGUCGGCCCUCUGAGUGGUCCUGUAUGCUGCGUCACACAGCGUUUGGGAUUGCCUUCGUCCUCUGCAUCUCCUGUGUUCUGGGGAAAACAAUAGUGGUGUUAAUGGCCUUCAGGGCUACACUUCCAGGCAGUAAUGUCAUGAAAUGGUUUGGGCCUGUACAGCAGAGACUCAGUGUUCUUGCUUUCACUCUCAUACAGGUCAUUAUUUGUGUUAUUUGGUUAAAGUUAUCCCCUCCAUUCCCCUUCAAAAAUCUAAAACACUACAAGGAAAAGAUAAUCUUAGAAUGUGGCUUAGGUUCAGCUGUAGGUUUCUGGGCUGUGCUGGGUUAUAUAGGAUGUUUGGCUUUUCUGUGUUUUAUUUUGGCUUUUCUAGCACGGAAGUUGCCUGAUAACUUUAAUGAAGCCAAAUUCAUCACAUUCAGCAUGCUCAUAUUCUGUGCAGUUUGGAUCACUUUUAUUCCAGCUUAUGUCAGCUCUCCUGGAAAAUUCACUGUGGCUGUGGAGAUAUUUGCUAUUCUGGCCUCAAGCUUUGGUUUAAUUAUUUGUAUUUUUGCUCCCAAGUAUUUCAUAAUUGUGUUUAGGCCAGAGCAGAAUACCAAGAAACACCUUAUGAGUAAAGUUCCCUCUAAAGCUCUCUGA
Molecule: messenger RNA, 4182 nt
Organism: Electrophorus electricus (electric eel)
Lineage: Eukaryota; Metazoa; Chordata; Actinopteri; Gymnotiformes; Gymnotidae
Product: extracellular calcium-sensing receptor-like
Biological process (GO): G protein-coupled receptor signaling pathway
Cellular component (GO): plasma membrane
Molecular function (GO): G protein-coupled receptor activity
Source: RefSeq, a predicted model, not a curated record